UUGGCAAAACAAGUUUUAAAUAGUAACAUUUUUCUGUUUUGGUUAUGUUUACAUCCGAAGGGGUUCCUAAAGUUUCAUUCAAUUAAUAUAAUUUAACGUACACCGAAUUGAUUCACCAAAAUGUCUGAAAGAAAAGUGCUAAACAAAUAUUAUCCGCCAGAUUUCGAUCCAGCGAAGAUCCCGCGUAUGAAACUGCCUAAAAACAGGCAAUAUACUGUCAGAUUGAUGGCCCCAUUCAAUAUGCGCUGUGCGACCUGUGGUGAAUACAUAUACAAAGGAAAGAAAUUUAAUGCUCGCAAGGAGGAUGUAGAGCAUCAAGAUUAUCUGGGUAUCAGAAUUUACAGAUUUUACAUUAAGUGCACAAGAUGUCUGCAGGAAAUCUCGUUCAAGACUGACCCGAGAAAUACCGAUUACGAAAUCGAAGCUGGCGCGACCAGAAAUUUUAUGGCCUUGAAAUUGGCAGAGGAGUUGGCCCAAAGGGAGGAGGAAGAGCUGAAGGAAGAGGAGGCGAGUAAUCCUAUGAAGCUGCUGGAAAACAGAACAAAACAGUCGAAAAAUGAAAUCGAAUUGUUAGAGUCUCUGGAGGAGCUGAAGGAUUUGAACAAGAGGCAGCAAGCCGUCGAUUUUGACGGUAUGCUGAGCGUAUACGAUACGAAGAUGACGGAGCGAGAGCGCGAGGAGAAGCUCAAGCAAAUGGACGAGGAUUACAUCAAGACGGUUAAGUUUCAAUCGGGGGGUGGCAGCAAGAGGAAAGUUGUUGUCGAAGAAGAGAUUAUCGAAGACGUCGUUGACCCAAAGAUUACUAAAAUAAAUGAAGCUUGCAACGUUAACACCACAGCUACAACAAGCAGUAGUGGUGGUAGUAGUAAAAUUAGCGCAAAUACUUGGACCAACAGUACGUCCGUGGGUGGAGGUGCAUUGAAAGGUAAAAAGCUUAGUGGUUUAGUCAAAUUGAAAAGAGAUUGCGCGAAAGUGACUUCAGCACAGGUCAGUUCUGCGCCUGCAACUACAACCUCUAACAGUUUAUCUUUACUUGGUGCGUAUUCAGACAGCAGUGAAAGUAAUUCCGAUUAACGAAGAUGAUAAAUUGUAUAUACUUUAUUAACAUUAAAAAGAAUGUAUUUUUUAA
This is a messenger RNA of Nicrophorus vespilloides, 1129 nucleotides long. RefSeq names its product coiled-coil domain-containing protein 94. NCBI's taxonomy places the organism in Eukaryota, Metazoa, Arthropoda, Insecta, Coleoptera, Silphidae. Gene Ontology annotation, biological process: mRNA splicing, via spliceosome. Gene Ontology annotation, cellular component: U2-type catalytic step 1 spliceosome. The coding region runs from base 121 to 1074 and encodes 317 amino acids. The record is from RefSeq and is a predicted model, not a curated record. The transcript has 3 exons.